Gaeumannomyces tritici R3-111a-1 is the source of this 1272-nucleotide messenger RNA. RefSeq lists its product as hypothetical. The transcript has a single exon. Gene Ontology annotation, cellular component: nucleolar ribonuclease P complex; ribonuclease MRP complex. Bases 212 to 991 code for a protein of 259 amino acids. Lineage: Eukaryota; Fungi; Ascomycota; Sordariomycetes; Magnaporthales; Magnaporthaceae. Gene Ontology annotation, biological process: nuclear-transcribed mRNA catabolic process, RNase MRP-dependent; rRNA processing; intronic box C/D snoRNA processing. Gene Ontology annotation, molecular function: RNA binding. The record is from RefSeq and is a predicted model, not a curated record.
GUCGCUUCCUUGCGCCAACGGCUCAAUCAACUCUUGCACGUGGUCCAUGUUUCACGCGAGCAUUGUUACCACCACCAAGGUGCCCUUAUUCGUCAUCCGCUUGCUGUUACACAGGCCAGACCAUAUCUGACUGGGUCGUCCAUCCGCUGGACUGCAUCUUUAGACUCAAGGGUGCUAGCGAGACGAGCGCCUGCUCAAAUCCAACUACAAAAUGGCCGACCCGGCACCAACCGCCGCGACAGGCCCGGCGCCAGCAACACAACCGGCACUCGUGGCAGAGCUGCCGUCCAGGCCAGCGGCGGCGAAAAAAGCCCGGCUGCCGCAGGGCGCCAAGAUGAUCAGCCGCAGCCUCAACACGGCGCGGAACCGGCCGCCAGCCAACGCGACCCGCGAGGACCCGCACCUCGCGCCCAAGCGGCGCAUCGAGAUCCGGCGCGGCACCCCGCUCGUCUCUGUCCUCAAGCGCGUCCAGAAGCUGCUGGACAAGAGCCCGCGCGGCGUUCUCUCCCAGAGCCUGCACGAUGCGCCGUCGACAGGGGCCGCUGGCGGCAAGAGGAGAGGCGGCAGGGGUGGUAGUGGUCACGUGAGUCGCGGCGGUGGCAAGGACAGGGAAGACGACGACGGCAUAGCGGCCGGGGACGAGCGGUUCGACGUGCUUGUCGUCGGCACGGGCGGUCAGAACAUUGAGAAGGCCCUCAAGACGGCCGCCGUGUUCCAGCGCCGCGGCGACUGUGUCGUCCGGCUCUACACCAACACCGUGAGCGGCGUUGAUACGUACGAGUGCGACGAGGAGAGGAGCGACGACGAUGACGACGACGGGAGUGAUGGCGGCGCGCGGACAGGGGGCGCCGACACUGCCAUGUCAAGGGUUGUGGCAGCCACUGUUCCUCCCACGGGGCAUGAGAGGUGUGCUGGGAGGACGGUGAGCAAAGUUGUGAAGCAAAGGCCAAGAAAGGCGAGCUCUCUUGAGAUCGGGAUCCGUCUCAGGUAAUGACGCCGGGAAUAGCGAAGCAAUGUCAGACCCGAAAUGAUACCCCAUGAGGAUGCGUUAUCACAAGUGUCCCUUGCGCCUCGAGAGUGGGGCUUCCACUAACAACGUUUUUUUUGUGCCAACUACAAAACAAAGGUACAUUCAGUGAAUCAGCAUUCUCGACUUCGCGGCUCUGUGAUCCAAUGGUGCCGCCUCCAUUUCCCGAGGAGAAAGAGGAACGAAUAAGGUUAGCUUGGCGUCACUAAAGGCCCGAGAUAAAAUAAAACCAACUACGCGCUGCA